UUCAUAUUUUAUCUAUGUCUGAGUGUACAAUUAUCUAUUUCUUAGUUUAUUAUUUUUGUUGCGUCCCUAUAUUAAUAAGUGCAAGUAUUUGAUUGGAAACAAUUUGCAAACAAAGAUACAAUGUCCUAUUCCUUACUCUCGUGGGGUGCUAAUUCUCAUGGUCAACUUGGGCAAGGAACCGAGUCGGAGGAAUGUGUUUUACCACGUGAGGUUGAUUUAUCAAAGUGUUCGUUAGAACCGCAAAAAAUAAAGAAAAUAGUCGGCGGCGCUGGUCAUACGUUAAUUUUGGAUGAUCACGGUCGCGUUUAUUCUUGCGGCUGGAACAACAAAGGUCAAGUGGGUUUUCCCGUAAAAGAAAAUAUUCCCUUUUUCCAAGAAUUAAGUGAAAAACUAAGGAAUAAAGUUAUCGUGGAUAUAGUGUGCGGAUGGGAUUGUUCAGCUGCAUUGACGACAGAAGGUACUUUACUUCUCUGGGGCUCGAAUUAUUUCGGACAAUUGGGAAUAGACCCGAAUAAUCUUCAAUGGAUACAUGAAUCCUUUGAACUAGUAUCUGAUCGAAAAAUCAGAGGAAUUUCAAUGGGCUUGAGACAUACUGUUGCAAUAACGGAAGAUCAUGCAAUUUUAGUAGCAGGAGCAGGUACUAAGGGGCAGUUAGGUAUAGAUUGCUUGAAUAAUAAGGGCUCUAUAAAUGCUGCAUAUACUUUUAAAGAAGUUCCAACAUUACGGAACAUCGAGAGUGUCAGUUGUGGUCAGUACCAUACCAUCGCGGUAGCGAAAGAUGGAAAUCUUUAUGCAUUUGGUGAUAAUAAACACGGACAAUUAGGAUUAAAUACAGACAUAUGUCGAAAAACAUUCGUCCCAUUAAAAUUAUCGGAUUUUCAAAUUAAAUUGCCAAUUAACGUGCACAGUGGUUGGUCACACGUGAUUGUGUUAAAUGAUAGUCAUAUUUUUGGUUGGGGCCGAAAUACAUAUGGACAAUUAGGCAUUACAAAACUCAACGAGUUCACUUGGAAAGCUACGCGAAUCGAAAAUCUUCCUAGAAUACAACAAGUUUCUGCUGGUUCGGAACACAAUGUUGCUCUAACUGAAGAUGGAAAAAUUUUAUGUUGGGGUUGGAACGAACACGGAAAUUGCGGAAAUGGUCAUACAAAAGACGUAAAAUUUCCGGAACAACUGCAUCUUCCAUACGCUUACACGGGAAUUCUUAUUGGAAGUGGUGCAGCUCAUUCAUUUGCAGUAAUAAAGAAUAUUUCAUAAGAAAUAAUAAUAUAAAUUAAUAAAAUAAAAAUGUAUGAA
Frieseomelitta varia is the source of this 1296-nucleotide messenger RNA. RefSeq names its product secretion-regulating guanine nucleotide exchange factor-like (gene Sergef). The coding region runs from base 121 to 1257 and encodes 378 amino acids. Gene Ontology annotation, cellular component: cytoplasm. The record is from RefSeq and is a predicted model, not a curated record. The transcript is spliced from 5 exons. NCBI's taxonomy places the organism in Eukaryota, Metazoa, Arthropoda, Insecta, Hymenoptera, Apidae. Gene Ontology annotation, molecular function: guanyl-nucleotide exchange factor activity.